Molecule: messenger RNA, 839 nt
Organism: Culicoides brevitarsis
Lineage: Eukaryota; Metazoa; Arthropoda; Insecta; Diptera; Ceratopogonidae
Product: alpha-ketoglutarate-dependent dioxygenase alkB homolog 7, mitochondrial
Exons: 1
Coding region: 75-839 (254 amino acids)
Biological process (GO): fatty acid metabolic process; DNA damage response
Cellular component (GO): mitochondrial matrix
Source: RefSeq, a predicted model, not a curated record
AUUGUCCUUUAUUCAUAUAGAAAAAAAUUAAAUGUUUUGCUCUUGAAAUUUUCCCAAAUAAAACCAAAUAAAAAAUGGUUUUGUCUCGCAUUCUUUUACGAAACUCCCAUCGCCUCAUCAAACAACAGUUCCUGCUAACCAGAAAAUCACAUGUCAUCACUCGCAACUCCUCCGAAGCAUGCGAAAACACGUUCGACUUUGUCGGCAACUGGCCUCUUGCUGAAAAAGAACUCUUCUUGCAAGACAUGAUCAUCCAACCCGACUUUAUCACACCACACGAAGAAGACGAAAUAAUGAAAGAAAUCGAUCCCUAUCUAAAACGCUUAAAAUACGAAUUCGAUCAUUGGGACGACGCAAUUCAGGGAUUUCGUGAAACAGAACGACAAAAAUGGUAUCCAGACAACAAAAAAAUCCUGAAUCGCGUCUUGGAAACAGCUUUUCCACAAGAAAGUGUCUUGCCUCACGUUCAUGUCUUGGAUUUGGCGGAAGAUGGGCAUAUCAAACCGCAUGUUGACAGUGUCCGAUAUUGUGGAACAACAAUUUCAGGGAUCAGUUUACUCUCGGAUGCUGUUAUGAGGUUAGUGAGAAUCGAUGAGAAAGAGUACAAAGACAACGCGGAAUACAGAAAUCAACCUUCGCCGUUGGGAGAAAAGGGAUUUUAUGUGGAUGUCUUGUUAAAAAGACGUUCGUUGUAUAUCAUGAGCUAUACUUCACGUUACAAUUUCACGCAUGAAGUAUUGGGAAAUGAGAAAAGUGUCUUUAAAGGAAGUCCCGUGAAGAAAACUCGAAGAGUUUCAAUCAUUUGUAGAAAUGAACCUCGUUCACAAACCAAUUCUUGA